CGAUCUAUAUAUAAUACAAAGAAGCCAUUUCUAGUGUUCUGAUAUCAGUCAGAACAUGCGGAGUCCGCGUAGCCGUCCGCGGAUGUCUGUUUUUUUGGCCUCGCGCUUCGCGCGCGUGCUCGUGUAUCGCGCUAGCCUAACUGCAGGCUACAUCGAAGUCACUGACCUGAUAUGGCAAAGAGAUGUCAUUGUCACUUUAUUUCUGAAAUGGAGCUGAACCCUCCAGAUUUCUUGAAUUAGCUGGUAACGCACAGGUUAUAACAAAUACCUAAUCGUACCUUUUGGUACGCUUUGUGGCAUAACCACGGGCAAGAGUCAUAAGAUUUCCCACUGUAUGACAUUUGCAGAUGCAUGCAGACUACAUUUAGGCCUAAAUAGCGUUCAGCUUAGCUAGCCUGAAUGUAACUCAGGUUAGUCUGUUUACGGUUAGCUCUCGGUAGUCGGCAGUCUAGUCAGUCUGCAAGUGCAAUACACCUAUCCAGUUGUGCCGUUUUGCCAGGCGUUUUGUCAUGGGUAUACGAACCAUGGCUCGACCGAACAGUCAACUCACGACAUGCCCUCGAAGCGUACCAAAAAUUGCUAUUAAAAGGUACGAUUAGGUAUAACAAUUUAGCUGUCAGAGAUUAACAUCGAUUAACAAUUCAACAAAGGAAUCCCAAAGUUUUUCGAGGCUACUUCACGCAUCAGAUAGCUUAUUGAGAAAUAAAAUAGCUGUUAGCAGCUGAUAUGAAUACAAUAUAAACAGACAGCAUGAUUUAGCCUUCGAUUCGUACCUUUAAACUCUCCAGGUUUAUUCCGUGAGAAACUGAAUUUACAACUCCACGGCCUCCGGGACCGAAAAAGAUGUGCAAUAAAAGUUGGAAAACGCAAACACCGCUAUUAAAAAUUGCCGCCAUUUUUCCCCGGCCGUAGAGGACUGGUUCAGCAGGCUUUAUUUGGGAUUGUUAACCAAAUAUGGGCAGCUUUCCUUUACAUCCUUGAUAUUCAGCUGAGUUUUCGUGUGAGUGCAAGUGAUGCGAAGUUCUUUUGUGUGGUGUUCGAUAAAAACACUCAUUAUUGAGCGUACCAAUGAAUGAUGCAAAGCAGGACUCAGAGAAGUUCACCUCACAUUCCAAACUCUCAGCUACAGUUCCUGCAUUUGUUCCUGGAGAAGUGUACACUGGACCAACGUUCUCCAGCAGCCUUGUUAUCAACUCUAACCUUUCACCCCUAGUACCUGAGUUUAAGCCUUCGGUCUCUUUUACAUCUUAUGCACCGCCUUACAAGCCUGGACACCAUUUCCAGUAUCCGUACCAUCAAUCUUAUAUCAAGCAGGGAAAUAUUGAAUGGCAACAAAAUGUACCUUUCCAAGCAUACCAGACAAGCUUUUUACAAUCUAGGAAAAGUACUGCUAAAGCUGGAAAGACUGUUGCAACAAAGAAAAAAGAACAAAAUAAGGAAGGACAAAACACUGCAGAAAACAAUGGAGGUGAAAACCUUGCUGAUACUGACAGCACUGUUGCUGUGAAAAGGAAAAGGCGAAGAAGGAAGAAAAAAGGACUUAAUGAUUCAACUCUGCAACAGGACCAAGAGGAAUUAAACUCAGAAGAUUUGUCUGAAGUCCAAAGAGAAUCAACUGUAGUCCCAGUGAAAGAUGAUUCUUCUGAUACAAAGCAUGGGAAUCCAAGCUUGGAAGAAAAGAAACUGUGUUCAAGCAGUGAAAAAAAUUCUACAACUUUGCUUUCCUCUCUGAACAGCUCUUCUGAAAACACUGCUGACAGCAAAACAAAUGUUGAUGUCACUGCUGUUGAAAGUUCUAGUAAUACAGAUCAACAAUGCCACAAAAAGCAACCUACUGCUCCUAACUUUACUGUGAGUUACAGUGACAAAGUAAAGAGCUUGGCAUCAAAGAACAGUAACAUAGCGAGCAGCAAUUUGAACACUGAAAAGUCUUGGGUCAAGGAUUUUUCUCCAGACAGUUCCAGGGUGAAAAAGGAGAAACAUACACAAAAUUCUGAAUUCCAGACUGGAGAAAGUACAUUGACAAGUAAUGUUAGUCACGGGAAAACAAAGGAGAUAAAAGGUGGGAAAAGAACUGGGGAAGAAAGAGGAUAUAACAGAAUAAAAAAUGAUGAAGCUUCGAAAUCAUGUACCAGAAAUGUUGAACAGAUUAGUAGGGAAGGAAAGCAAAUGGGAAGGAAUAAUAUUUUAAAGAAAUUGGCAUGUGAUGAUGAUGACAACUGGAGGCUUAAAAGGGAUGAUGCAAAAGCUGUAGACCCUACUGUUUUAAGCAGAAUGGAAAAAAAUACGAAAUCAAAUGUCAAGAAUUGUAACACUGAGUCUGUAAAGAAGAGGACUUAUCAAGGGGAAGAAGAUGCAGAGUCAAAGAAAUUUGAUAAACGUGCUAAACAUGAUAAAUCAUCCAGUCAUAUCAAUGUGGAUAAAGAAGGGAAGUCUUCAAAGAAGCAGCAGAAUUUAUCUGAAUUUGUCUCAGCUUCACCAGUGAAUGAGGCAUGUACCACAAUGUCUAGCUCGAGUAUAGGUAAUGACUUACAAAAUGGCACUCAAAGAACAUCUGACUCCACAAACAGUUUGUCUGUUGCUCCCUCAAAAAAUAAGACAUUAGAAGGGGAGUUUCCUGACUUGUGUGAUAGUGUAAAAAUCAAAAGACAGUCAGCUGUGGACAAUAGAACAACAGAUCACAAUGAAAUGACCAGCUCUCCAAAGCCAUCUGCUCCUAUGUCUUACAGUGCUGUGUUACGGUCAACACCUCAACCUAAGCCGGUUACUGCCAGUCCUGCAUGGGAAAGUGAGCAUCCUACAAAACAAGGGGGCCUGUUAAAGGUGCCACCUCAAGCCACAGCAGAUGGUGCAGACAAUGAAGCUGAGGCAGAAGGAAACAAGCAAAAGAAGAAGAAAAAGAAAAAGAAGAAGAAAACUAAAGAGGCUGGAGAUAAGGCUCAAGAAAAUGCCUCACCAAAAAGAACUGAAAAGCCUAUUCAGUUUGACCUUGGUGUCGUGCUUCAGACCAUUUCAACUAGUGGUACUGGUAAGAAACAAAGUAGUAAAAAGCAUGUGAUAGCCUCUGGUGUACUGCCAAAUCAACUGUCAGCUGCUUCAACCUCUGAAGUUAAACCUAGCGUGAAGAAUGUACAGUUGCUCAAGAAAGACGACAAGGUUCCUCAUAAUGUUCUGGAUUCCACUGCUCCUGUUGUAAAACGUGGCAAAGAGAGGGAAACUCCAGCAAAGAAGAAACCAAGUGCUCUGAAAAAGAUCAUUCUGAAGGAGAGACAAGAGAAAAAGAAGGCUAGAGAAGGUGAAACAGUAGAAACUGACAGAGAUGAUGAAAUUUGUCAAGAUGAAGAAAACAGAACAUGUGAGCCUGGAGAUGAGAAUACUGUACAUCAGGAAGUGCAAAGUCCAUCAGAAGAUGACACGGCGUGUUCGGAACCAUCUUCUCCAACAGAUCAAGAAAUAGCAGCUGAGAUGCACAGCCGCAAAUUUAGAGAGUACUGUUUCCAAGUUCCCGAUAAGGAGGUAGAUGCAGUUGCUACAGAGCUUCUGAGAGAACUCGUACGCUUUCAGGACAGACAGUUUCACAAGGAUCCAGUUAAGGCAAAAGCUAAGAGAAGGUUUGUCCUGGGUCUAAGAGAGGUUAGCAAACAUCUGAAGUUAAGGAAGUUGAAAUGUGUCAUCAUAUCGUCAAAUGUUGAGCGUAUCAAAUCUGCAGGAGGUUUGGAUGACGCCCUUGGUAGUAUAAUAACUUCAUGCCAAGAAAAUCAGAUUCCAGUGGUGUUUGCACUAAAGCGUCAGCUGCUGGGCAAAGUGCUGUUAAAGAAGGUUCCAGUCAGCAUAGUUGGGAUUUUCAACUACGAUGGAGCACAAGAACAUUUCAAAACACUCAUUGAGUUGACACAGAAAACAAGGCAGGCCUACAAUGAAAAAUGGACGAAAAUUAGGGAGAAACUAGAAUUACAGCAAAAGGAAAAUAAAUCUAUAGUAUCAACAACUGAAACAGACAAGGAGCUUAUUGCUGGUGGAGAGGAGAUGAGCAACCCUCCACAACCUAUCACGGAGGAAGAUGCUGUCNCAGAGAAUCAACAUGCAGAGGCCACUGAAAGCAGCGAUGACGAUGACGAUGAUCAUGAUCAUGAUGGCAUUGAUGACGACAAGGAGAAUAGUGAUGACAGACACAAUGAAACAGAUGCUGUCAUCAUAGAAAAUGACUUGGAGAUUCAAGAGUUUUAGUUAACUAUAAAUGACUGCGAUAUUCUGAUUAAUCUGGUAUCAACAUUAGGCUGAUGAAGUAAUUAGUAAUGAAGGAAUGAAGACGUGCUGAGGCUAAGUGAGGGAGAGAAAAUUUAAUUUAAAUAGAGAGGAUAGUCAUUAAUAGAAGCUUAAUUAUUCACAACGCACCAGUUAAACAAAUCCAAUCUAUAAUUAUUACACACUACUUGUAUAAAGUUAUUAUUUUAAGAAGAAUUAAAUGAAAACUUGCAUACCAAUGACAUACAUACUUGACAGUAACAGACUUACUGAGUCAUAACAGAGAUUCUAGCUUUAUUAUAGGGAAUGGUUUGUAAAUAAAUAUUAGUUAAUUACUUACAUAAAAUAUUAACAAUUUCUCACUGAGUUAUUUGUGCAAUGGUUUUAAUGAGCAGACACUCCUUACUGAGCAGCAAGCAGCCAUUGCCACCACACGGAUCUCUGGCAAACCGGCAAGGAGUCAGUGAUGAGAGGCAGCUGUAUUCGCGAGUUAUUCCACAUCAAGCAUUUGGAAUAGUCUAAAUAAUGACAUGAUCCUCUUCGUGCCUAAUUGGUACAUAUCAGUCUGAAAAAUUCUGGCUUCUCAUUUCUUGGUCCUCACUUUGUCCCAACCGCGCUUUGUAGGUUUCACGAUGCAAUCGAAGCAUUUAAUUUGUCAACGUUAUGUACACGCUUUUCGGCUGGACCUUAUGUUCUCAUUGCUAAGUCUUUCUAUUCUGUACACAGUGGAAGGCUUAUUAGAAAGAUUCUUUUGCGAUAAUUUGUUUCCGUUUACGAUGCUGCUAUGGUAUUAUGGUUAAGUUGCAAUUGAUACAUAAUUAAUCAUGUACGUUUGGAAAAUAUCGCUACAAAGUGUAUCUUUGCAAAGCACGAUUCAUUAGGCAUACUCAGUUGUGCUUUUAAUGUAUUAUGGUUCAUUAAAAAAAACCUGGAUUUCCUAUAUUCUUGUGUAAUGUACAAAACCUGACCGUCAAGCUAUCAAGGAAUUUAAAUUAAUUCAUGAAAAUAUAUUACUAUUAUGUUGAUGUACAUAGAAGUCAAUCAAAGAUCUCAUUAAACACCUUUAUGUAACAGAAA
Orbicella faveolata is the source of this 5322-nucleotide messenger RNA. RefSeq lists its product as uncharacterized. Gene Ontology annotation, molecular function: mRNA 3'-UTR binding; ribonucleoprotein complex binding; selenocysteine insertion sequence binding. Lineage: Eukaryota; Metazoa; Cnidaria; Anthozoa; Scleractinia; Merulinidae. Gene Ontology annotation, cellular component: mitochondrion; ribonucleoprotein complex. The record is from RefSeq and is a predicted model, not a curated record.